AACUCAUAAAAACAGCUACCAUCUUCAAAACACACACACACACACACUAACCAAAAGAUGGUGAAGGGGAAGGAAGAAGAGAAGGGAGCGGAGAGAAAUGAAGGGGAAGUAGUAGUGGUAACUCCAAAGCCCAACAAAGGAUUAACAUCAAAAGCCAUUGACUGGCUUGAAACUUUGAUCAUCAAGUGCAUGUAUGACCCUUCUGCACCUCAUCACUGGCUUUCUGGUAACUUUGCUCCCAUUCUCGACGAGACUCCUCCUUGUACUAAUCUCCCUGUCAUUGGUCAUCUUCCGGAGUGUCUGAAUGGCGAGUUUGUCAGGGUUGGUCCGAAUCCGAAGUUCCCCCCUGUGGCUGGUUAUCACUGGUUUGAUGGAGAUGGCAUGAUUCAUGGACUACGCAUUAAAGAUGGAAAAGCUACUUACGUCUCUCGCUAUGUGAAAACAUCUCGUAUGAAACAAGAAGAGACUUUUGGAGGAGCUAAAUUUAUGAAGCUUGGAGAUCUUAGGGGACUAUUUGGUCUAUUUAUGGUUAACAUGCAAAUUCUCAGAGAAAAAUUAAAAGUAUUGGAUAUGUCAUAUGGAUUUGGAACAGCUAAUACGGCUAUGAUUUAUCAUCAUGGUAAACUAAUGGCUCUUAAUGAGGGCGACAAACCAUAUGCCAUUAAAGUGUUCGAAGAUGGAGAUUUGCAAACCCUUGGUUUGCUGGAUUAUGACAAGCGGCUAACACAUUCAUUUACUGCCCAUCCAAAGGUUGACCCAUUUACCGGUGAAAUGUUUACCUUUGGCUACUCACAAACACCUCCAUAUAUGACAUACAGAGUGAUUUCCAGGACUGGUGUUAUGGAUGAUCCUGUGCCAAUAACAUUAGCAGACCCCGUGAUGAUGCAUGACUUUGCCAUUACUGAAAAUUACGCAAUAGUCAUGGAUCUACCCUUAUUCAUCAAACCCAAGGAAAUGGUGAAGGAAAAGAAGCUGAUAAUCACUUUUGAUGCAACUAAAAAGGCCCGCUUUGGUAUCCUUCCACGAUAUGCUAAGAAUGAGCUGCUAAUAAAAUGGUUUGAGCUCCCAAAUUGCUUUAUAUUUCACAAUGCCAAUGCUUGGGAGGAAGGAGAUGAAGUUGUCUUAAUCACCUGUCGUCUUGAGAAUCCAGACUUUAUUAUAAAUAAUGGGGAUAUGAAAGAGAAGCCCGAGAAUAUUCAUAAUGAAUUGUUCGAGAUGAGAUUUAACAUGAAGAGUGGUCUAGCUUCCCAGAAGAAACUCUCAGCAUCUGCUGUUGAUUUUCCUCGGAUAAAUGAGAGCUAUACUGGCAGAUCUUUUCAUAAAGUACUCGAUAAUCAUCUUGAUCAAUUCAGGAAACAACAAUAUGUGUAUGGAACUAUACUGGACCAAUCUGCAAAGAUCACUGGGAUUGUCAAAUUUGAUUUGCACAUGAACCCAGAAGCGGGGAAAAGAAAGCUUGAAGUUGGAGGAAACAUUCAAGGUAUCUUUGACCUGGGAGUUGGUGGAUUUGGUUCAGAGGCCAUCUUUGUCCCUCGUCAGCCUGGAGUUACUUCUGAAGAAGAUGAUGGCUACUUAAUUCAUUUUGUACACAAUGAGAACACUGGAAGAUCAGCAGUCAAUGUGAUUGAUGCGAAAACAAUGUCACCUGAUCCCGUUGCAGUUGUUGAAUUACCGAACAGAGUUCCUUAUGGAUUCCAUGCCUUCUUUCUGACGGAGGAACAACUUCAAGAACAAGCCAAACGGUAGAAAGCCUGAGCCUUGCAGAACCAGAUAAGUAGCAAGGGCUCUGUGACUUGCAUACCUGUAAUCUCAAAAUUUGUGUGAUAUCUCUUUGUACGGACAAGAGAGUUGCAGAACCACAUGAGUAACGAGGUCUCUUUGACUUGCAUACCUUUAAUCUUAACAUUUGUGUAAUAUCUGUUUGUACAAAGGGGUAUAUAAGUUUAUGUUGUGUCUAACGAGUAAAAAAUAAUUACAUA
This is a messenger RNA of Daucus carota subsp. sativus, 1979 nucleotides long. RefSeq names its product carotenoid 9,10(9',10')-cleavage dioxygenase 1-like. Gene Ontology annotation, biological process: carotene catabolic process. The record is from RefSeq and is a predicted model, not a curated record. NCBI's taxonomy places the organism in Eukaryota, Viridiplantae, Streptophyta, Magnoliopsida, Apiales, Apiaceae. The transcript is spliced from 14 exons. The coding region runs from base 58 to 1746 and encodes 562 amino acids. Gene Ontology annotation, molecular function: carotenoid dioxygenase activity. Gene Ontology annotation, cellular component: chloroplast stroma.